UCUCCGUAAAAAAACAAACAAACAAAACAAUCCUGCCACGCCUGUCUACAAUAGAAACUUCCGCUGUUACUCCAAAUGUUAGCGGUUACCAUAGAAACAGUAAACGCGAUUGGUUAGCCUGGAAACCAAGGUCGACACUUUGAUCGGAGCACCGUAUUUUAGCACAGUUUUGGCACUUUAUUUCAUAAUUGUGCUGCUUUACCCCCACGAAAUUGAUACACAGACAUGUCGCAAAGUUCCUACAACCAGGUCUGGAAAGAUGCCAUGUCAGAGCUGAGUAGUCUCCUGGCUGAAGAACUACCUCCUGUGCCCAUUCCACCUCAGCGAGACAGAGUGGUGUUCUUCCAGCGGCUGGCGACCCUUUAUGUGCGCUACGUUCAAGUCUUCAGGCAGCUGGAGGAAGCCCACAACAUGCUGGUCCACCCUCAGAAGAGACGACUUAUUCUUCUACUUCUCAAGGGCGUAAUGGGGCGGGUGCUAGAACUGAAGUAUGAAAUGGUGGAGAAAGAGUUUUCAGAGUACCACUAUGUGGAUGACAUCCUGCAUGCACUGAAACUCACGCCUCCUGCACUUGAGAUCCCCAUUCCAUACUUCUUUGUCGGUGAGCGCAGCAAAGAAACUGAAGAACGAAAAACGAUGGUGCUGGAUGUCCUGAAUUUGGCGGAUGGUUCAAAAGACCUUGAUACUUCAAUGGACAAAGUUAUGACUGAAGCGGAGGCCAUAAAGAUCAUUCAAAUGGUGGAGAGGGCGUGGCAAGGGAGGAUUAGGGCAAAGUUAAACAAAGACGUCAGAUUUAGCAAUUUCGACAGACGGCACAGGGCCAAAUCCGCUGGAUCAGCUUUCAAUGAGUUGGCCGCCAUCCGCAUUCAGAAGAUAUGGAAGGGGUACUUACAAAGAAAGAAAACAAGGAUUGCUCGAGAUGAGGAGAUGAUUUUUCUUGGAAUGGUUAUGGAUCCGAAAUACCAGACCCCUCUUCAGGCAGAGAUUGAUGCCCAAGCUAUCGACACUUCCAUUCGAGUUAGACAAAAGAAACACGAGGAAGUUUACCUAAAUGCAAUAGAUGCAAUUUUGAAGCAAAUACGAGAAUUGGAGUGGAAUGACAUGGCCAAGACGAUGAAAAAUCAGAUUCGACAGUGGUUUUAUGAAUGUCGUAAUACCACAGGACUAUUUCCAGACUAUCCAACUGUUGAAGAGGGAGGUUCAGCCAUCAUAUUUGCUGAAAAAACCCCUCAGCAGUUAGUGGAAGAAAUUGCUUUACAAGAAGAGGAGGCAGCGUCCAAAUCAAAAGCGAAAGGGAAGGACGACAAGAAGGCAAAAGAUAAGAAAGACAAGGGAAAGGGGAAGGGUGCAGAGGACGAUGAUGAAGGGUUGACGAUGAUGCCAUCUGCUUUUCUUUCAGAAUUGGAAGUGGCAAACAAAAGAUAUGAAGAGGUUUGGAAAACCCGUAAUGAGUCUGAAAACUUCACCCAGAUUCACGAAGUGGAGCUGAUUAAGGAAGAAAUGAGAAAAAUCGUAGAAGAGGAAGUUCGAUUACAGGUUGAUGAGGAGAUGCGAGAGGAACUUGCUGAGUUGAAGUUGGCUGUAGAUAAAGAGAAACCUGGCAAACAAAAAGGACCAAAGAAGAAAAAAGGGUCUAAAGGUGGAAAGAAGAAGAAAAAGGAAAAAGAUCUGACACCUGAUAGGACCCUUGAGUCUUUGUGUGAAGAGCUUGUGCAGCAAGGCUUACUGAAACGGGCAAAAAAUUUUCGGAUGCAAGAUUUCUUGGGUGACUAUAAUUAUCUUGGUACUACACUGAGACAAAACGACAUCGAGCCCAUGCCAUCAUUGUUAGAUGUCCGUCAAGUCUUAUCUUUAUAUGGAAUUUUACCAUUAGGCGCUCCAGAGGUUCAUGAGAAGGCUCCUCUAAUAAAGUCCAUACUGCUGGUGGGGCCGGCAGGUGUGGGCAAGAGCAUGUUGGUCCAUGCAAUUUGCCAGGAGACGGGGGCCACUAUGUUUGAUUUGUCCCCCUAUAGCACAGCAGGAAAAUACCCAGGCAAGCCUGGACUGGCCAUGAUGCUUCAUAUGGUGUUUAAGGUUGCAAGGCUUUUGCAACCCUCUGUGAUUUGGAUUCAAGAUGCGGAGAAAAUGUUCUACAAAAAAGUUCCCAAGGAUGAAGAACAGCUGGAACCUAGGCGACUGAAAAAAGAUUUGCCUAAGUGUCUUAAACUGAUCAAACCAGAAGAUCGUGUCCUGAUAAUUGGAACAACAAAAGGCCCACAGAAUUCUGAUCUUAAAUCGAUGUGUAAAAUGUAUGGCAAAAUCAUCCUCAUCCCAAGACCUGACUACGGCUCAAGAUACAUUUUGUGGGAGAAACUUAUUAAAAAGCAAGGAGGAAAAAUAACAAACGCUUUGGACCUCACCUCUCUGACGAAGGUAACUGAUGGCUACACCCCAGGCCAAAUGGUGCAGGUCAUCAGCAGUGUUGUCACCAAGGAUCGCAUCAAUGACUUGACAAAGCACCCCCUCACUGCUGAUGAUUUCAUUGUACCACUUGGCAAGUUUGAGCCCGUGCUCCAGAAGGAGGAAGAGGCGUUAAAAAGCUGGUACGCAAAAACACCUCUAGGAAAAAGAAGGAUUAAAGCUGCUGCUGAAAAAGAAGAUGCACUACUUAAAGCGAAAGAUGCAAAGACCAAAAAGAAAAAAUAAAACUGCACAAAAAGUAAGGGCAUUUUGUUUGGUCAGUAUUUGCUGCUAUGACAUCACUUGGCAGUAAGUCUAUAUAUUUGGAAAACCUCCUUCUUUUUUAUUUAAGUUGUGCCACAUUUGAAAGGAAAAUGCGUUUGUUGUGUGGAGUGUAUGAAUGUAAAACUUUCCAAAGCUCCACUGUAAUCUGAGAGAUAUUGAGAUGAGAUUUUCCAGUCAUUGGCAAUUCAAUAUCUCCACUUUAAGAAACCGAGUUCUAUUUUCGAACACUUCAACACACACCCCACCAUAGCGGGGCUUAUCAUAUGCCAUGAAGAGGAAUCGCCUCUGAGCCGAUUUUGGCCAUUCAUACUUCUCCAAAGGAAGUACAGAAAAUGUGGUCGACAGUGCUAAACGACUGACGGUGUCAAGCAUCGUUAUGUUUAAAACCAAACCAUACAUUAUCACUU
Messenger RNA from Poecilia latipinna (sailfin molly), 3131 nucleotides. Its product is annotated as IQ and AAA domain-containing protein 1. Bases 226 to 2685 code for a protein of 819 amino acids. Lineage: Eukaryota; Metazoa; Chordata; Actinopteri; Cyprinodontiformes; Poeciliidae. The record is from RefSeq and is a predicted model, not a curated record. Gene Ontology annotation, molecular function: ATP binding; protein binding; ATP hydrolysis activity. The transcript is spliced from 19 exons.